Messenger RNA from Trichoplusia ni (cabbage looper), 1387 nucleotides. RefSeq lists its product as uncharacterized. The transcript has a single exon. The record is from RefSeq and is a predicted model, not a curated record. Bases 91 to 1302 code for a protein of 403 amino acids. NCBI's taxonomy places the organism in Eukaryota, Metazoa, Arthropoda, Insecta, Lepidoptera, Noctuidae.
UCAGUGACAGACGUGACAGUGUUAGUGAAUGACUUGACAGUACUAAUAUAAAUACUUUCGUUGUUUACAUAACAUUUGCACGAAAAUAAAAUGAAAAAGCAGAAAGCCAAUAUAUUCUUCGAAAAGUUUAGCUUAUUAAAUUCACAAGAACACACUGAAGACAUUAAAUGGUCAUCAAGUUCGUCGAGCGAUUACGAAAAUACAUCGUGCUACGUAGCACGUAACAAAAAUGACACUCGCAAACGAAAACGUAAGAAACCAGCCUAUAAAAAUACAUCUAACCUAGAUAUAACUAUCGUUGAUGCAAGCAAGGACGCUGCAAAGAGUCUGCAUAGAGAAAAAUCACCGAUUUUAACAACAAAAUGUGGUGACGUCCCUCUAUCACCCAUAUUGCUGACAUCAAGAUUCCCGCCAAAUACAUCCACCUCUCCGAUUUUAAAACAAAAAAGUUUACGCGUAAGGAGUCCCAUUUUGAAACUAAAAUCUGUAUCCCCAAGGAAUUCAGUGAAAGUUAAGAAAAAUCUAUGUUUUCAUCAAGAAAAUAAAGAAUUCAAUUUCCGCACAGUUGAAUGUAACCUUAAUCCUGCUAAGAAGAAUAAAGCAGAAUAUUUUCACGAAGAUAACUCUUCAAACAUGAAAGCAGGAAUUAGCAGUGCUAAUAAUUCUACUACAAGCACAGACAGUAUGACAGACAGUAAAACAAUGAUUGAGAAAAACAAUUUAAUACUUAAAGUGAAGAAUUAUUUCAACAGCCAUUUCAGUUCUGAAAAUUCAUCUCAGAAUAUAAGUGACACACAAUCUCCUGAAGACUGUAAGAAUGAAGAUGUUGAUAUAUUAACCUGUAAAACUCAAAGUUUAACAAACAUUCAACCUUUAGGGCAUAAUAGUACAAACUCAGAUUGUUCAACCUAUUUAGAAUCUAAUUCUAAGAAAGUUAAGUACAAAAAAGGUGGUUUAGCUCACAGGCUGAAUGCACUCUUAAAAAAACAACAGGCCAAAGUUUCUCUAUGGCAUCAUGAAAGAUUUUUGGCGGUAAAUUCUAAUUUUGUUAUACCAAAAGGUGAAGUUAUUUUAUUCUGUGCAGAGAAAAUUGAUUUUAAAUAUGGAUGCUAUGUAGUAAAUGUAUUAGAUGCUAAAAAUGAAAGAUAUAAAAUAAUUAUAAAUAGUUUUUAUGUUAACAAUGACAUUUUUCCUAAUUCUAUUUUGAGGUUGUAUGAACCUUAUAAAAUAAUUACUACAAGUUGUUUGAAAAUUAUAGUCAAUGUAUGUAAAUUUGAAUUUAUAGAGUUUAAUAAUAAUUAGCCUAAGAAUUAAAAUUAACAUAUACAAAACAACCUUUAGUUAUAUGUUAAGUACCAUAUUACAAUUAAAUCAAUUUCUUUUAUAA